AUAAAGGGCCCCCGGUGUCCCCGCUGCCACUGUCCCCGCUGCCACUGUCCCCACUGCCACUGUCACCGCUGCCACCACCAUGACUUUUGUCCCCGCGCCCGGGUACAUGCCCGCCUACAACCCGCCCCUGCCCUACGUGGCCCCGUGUUCGGGGGGCUCUGGCCCGGGAUGGCCGUUUACGUGCAGGGGGUGGUGAAACCCCAACCUGACCGGUUCCGCAUCAACCUGGCCACGGGCCCCUCGGAGGCGGCGGACGUGGCGCUGCACCUGAACCCACGCUUCAGCGGGGAUGUCGCGGUGCUCAACAGCCGCCGGGGCGGGUGCUGGGGGGACGAGCAGCGCCGGGAGCUGCACCCGCUCUGCCCGGGGGGGCCCUUCGAGAUCGUCAUCAGCGUCACCCCCGAGGGCUACCGGAUCCUGGUGAACGGGACCUUCUUCGACGAGUUCCCGCACCGGCUGCCCCCGGAGCAGGUGGCAGCCGUGACCGUGGACGGGACCUGGAGCUGCACUCGGCCUCGGUCAUGGGCGCGGGCACGUGUCCCCCAUGUGUCCCGGGUCCCCAAGGUGGGGCUGGGGGGUCCCCAAGUGGGUUUGGGGGGUCCCCAGGACAUGCCGCAGAUCACCCCCAUUUACCCCAACUGUAACCUGCCGGUGAUGGGGCAGCCCCCCACCUUCCACCCGACCGGCUGCCCUUCAUCGCCACCAUCCCGGGGGGCUCUUCCCCAAGAAAACCAUCGUCAUCAUGGGCUUCAUCCGCAUGAUGCCGGCAGGUUCCACAUCAACCUGCGCGCGGGCCCGGGGGGGGACGUGGUGCUGCACUUGAACCCCCGCAUGGACGAGGGGGGGGCCGUGGUCCGCAACGCCUUCCUAGGGGGCUGCUGGGGCGAGGAGGAGCGGGACAUCAGCUGCUGCCACCCCUUCCAGCGCGGCCGCUACUUCGACCUGUCGAUCCGCUGCGGGAACCAUCGGUUCAAGGUGUUCGCCGAGGGGCAGCCGCUCCUCGAAUUCCGCCACCGGGUCCCAUGCGGGCCCCACGUGGACGUGCUGGAGAUCGAGGGCGAUGUCGUCCUGUCCUACGUCCACUUCUGACCCACAAGUGUCCCAUAACUGCCCCAUAACUGCCCACUGACAGCCUCGCAACUGCCCUGGAGCAGCCCCGUAACUGCCCCCCACAAACUGCCCCACAACUGUCCUCUCCCAACGCUGACC
Molecule: messenger RNA, 1209 nt
Organism: Corvus hawaiiensis (hawaiian crow)
Lineage: Eukaryota; Metazoa; Chordata; Aves; Passeriformes; Corvidae
Gene: LGALS4
Product: galectin 4
Exons: 11
Coding region: 169-1089 (306 amino acids)
Molecular function (GO): carbohydrate binding
Source: RefSeq, a predicted model, not a curated record